AUGAAUCACUCUCUUACCUCUUCGCCUCCAGCUCGACCACCUUCAAGCUCCAAUCUCGCGCCUUACGUCAGCGACACCAUCAACAGCUGGAUCGCGUCUGCCUCCUCUCACGGUUCGUGUCUAACGAAGGCCUCAAGUGCACCACCGACCGAAGCCUCCGCCUGCCUCGAUACAGCUCACUUUCCCACCCUUAAGCGCAGAAGAAGCAUCCAAGAACCACCCCCCUCUCCUCCUCAGCACAUCUCCCACUCGCCACCCUCAACACCAAGCACCAUGGCUGACCUCCAGCCUCCAAGUGAUAACACUCCCUCAACCCCGCAGACAUCGCAAAGUGCAAAGAAGCAGAAGACCAGCCAUACCCAGAGCCAAUUCCAGCAUCAGCUCGACAAUUUUGGUUUUCUCUUGAAUGAUGGAGCGAUACAGGAAUACCCAAAUUUCUGGGCACAUAUCAAGCAAAUCGUCGUACCCGUGCGCACCUCAGCUACCAAGAUGCCAGAGCAUUCAAAGCAAAAGGAGCAAGCCCGGUUCAAUGCAGCGAUAGAAGACACUCGUGCUUAUGAAGACACCUUCCUCGAAACAGUCCUACCAAUGCUUGCCAAAGCGACUUUUGAAGCUUCGCCCCAAACAAAGACUCAGAUCGAGCAACGCGAGAAAGAGAAGGCUGGGAAACGGCAAGACCCGACUUUGUCCUUCAACUUGGCGGACGAAAACGAGUGGCAGCGCCACGGCCUUAUGAAAGCUACCAAGACUCCGUACAUUAAGAACCAAGUCAAGACAAAGAUUCAAGCUGUCCUCACAGUAUUGAAAGACUAUAAAGGAGAUGCCUGGGCGUUGACAGACCCUGUGCUAGAUCGGACGUUAGGAUUUCACGUGAAGUAUUUUGACUAUACCAAACCGAAACGUCUCUUCCCGCCCUCAGAGGUCUUCAUUCUGUUUGAAGUAUGUCCAUUACUACACCAUCCUUUCUGUAUUUUCGAGGGUAAGGGGAGCGGAGGCGACCUCACAGAAUUGACUAUGCAGGGACUUCGCGAUGGCGCAACGCUCGUGACUGUCCACCGCGAGCUCCGCCACCGCUUCGCUGGCAUGAAUGACAAUGAAUCAAGGAAUCGGGACCCGAACAAUUCGGGAUCCUUCCCUGACUGGUCUACAUUCGUAUUCACCUUUACCCUGUCCGCAGGGUGUUUUGAAGUCUACGUGAAUUGGGCGGAGGUCAUGCAGGACGGAUCAAUAGUCGACCAUAUGAAUCUCAUCAAAUCAGUAUCGCUACGCGACGAUGAAUCCCGCGAGCUGGGAUCUCGCUGGUUGCAUAACGUGAUUGAAUGGGGUUUAUUCACCCGUCGCCAAGAAUUGCUCCUUAUGCGGCACAAUAUCUACAAUAAGGAGCUGAAAAAGCAGAAGCAGCCAAUACUCACAAACGACGAGGCCCAGCAGUUAGGCCUGCCGGUAAUCGAAGGCUGA
Bacidia gigantensis is the source of this 1458-nucleotide messenger RNA. RefSeq lists its product as uncharacterized. The coding region runs from base 1 to 1458 and encodes 485 amino acids. Lineage: Eukaryota; Fungi; Ascomycota; Lecanoromycetes; Lecanorales; Ramalinaceae. The record is from RefSeq and is a predicted model, not a curated record. The transcript has 2 exons.